UAAUGAAUACAAAAGUUUUAUGGAUUUGACUGUAGACGACAUAUUGGGUUUGGAAUUUGGUAGUGAACAUGAUGCAUAUAAAUUUUACUUUGCAUAUGGUAAAUUUCAUGGUUUUGGGAUUAGGAAGGAUGACAUUGGUCAUGAUGCAAAUGGCAAAAUAGUAAUGCGUCAAUUUUUAUGCAAUAAAGGGGGCUUAAGAGACAAAAAACAUCUUAUGAGAGAUGAUAGAAAAAAGGGGCAUAGGCCUCUUAGUCGUACUAAUUGUAAAGCCAAACUUCGUGUACGGCUUGAUCCAAAUACAAGUAAAUGGAAAGUUGUGUCAUUUGAGGAAGGUCACAACCAUGAGAUGUGCCACUCAAAUUAUGUGCCAUUCAUUAGGACUUAUCGCGGAUUGUCAAGUAGUGAUAAGGGUCAAGUUAAUUGUUUGCAUGAACAUGGGGUUAGAGCAUGCCAUAUAAUGGGAUACAUGAUGGACCAAAAGGGAGGUCAUUUAGGCAUUGGGUUUAAUAAGAAAGACCUUUUUAACCACAUUGAGCGAUAUAGACAUUCUAAAAUCCAAGAUGGGGAUGUUUUGGCUGCCUUAAGUUAUCUUCAAGGCAAGGCUGAUAAUGAUCCAAUGUUUUAUGCUAAAUAUAUGUUAGGAGACAAUGGAAAAAUGGAACAUUUGUUUUGGGCUGAUGGUACUAGUAGGUGUGACUAUCAAUGUUUUGGCGAUGUUGUUGCAUUUGAUAGUACCUAUAAGAAGAACAAAUACAACAAGCCUUUGGUAAUAUUUUCUGGAAAAAAUCAUCAUGGGCAAACUGUUAUUUUUGGUGCUAGUUUGAUUUCUGAUGAAACCACCGAUACUUAUAAGUGGGUGUUAGAAGCUUUUUUGGAAGCUAUGUCUCUUCAGCAGCCUAAGGGGGUAGUGACAGAUGGUGAUGGGGCUAUGAGGGAGGCAAUUAGGCAAGUAUUUCCUAUGGCAACACAUAGACUUUGUGCAUGGCAUCUACAAAAGAAUGCUUGUCAGAAUGUGAAGAAUUGCAAAUUUUUAGCUGAUUUUAAAAAGGCAAUGUAUGGAAAGUUUACCCCUGAAAAGUUUGAAACAUUUUGGAAGGAAAUGGUUAGCAAAAACCAGCUUGAAGGCAACAACUGGAUUUUGCAAACGUAUGAAAAAAGGUGUAUGUGGGCAAAUGCUUAUCUACGAGAUAAAUUUUUUGCUGGUAUUAAAACGACGUCUUUGUGUGAAGGAGUAAAUAAUUGUAUUAAAACUUAUGUGAGGAGGAAAAACAGCAUGGUUGAGUUGUUGCAUAAUUUGGAACAAUCUCUAAGAGAUUACAGGUACAAUGAAUUGAUUGCUGACUUUAAUUCAUUUUAUACAGAACCUGUUUUGACAACUUCGCUUCAAAAAAUUGAGAAACAGGCUGCAAAGUUAUACACACAACAUGUUUUCAAGUUGGUAAAAGCUGAGAUACUUGAUGCUGGGGCAAUGAAUGUAGUUGAGAGGACUGAAAAUGGUAACAAGGUAGUAUUUAAGGUGGAGAAAUACUCUGAACAACAUCGUAUACAUGAAGUUGUGUUUGAUACUGAAGAAUGUAAAUUUUUUUGUGAUUGUAUGUUAUUUGAAUCUUGUGGAAUUCCUUGUGGGCAUAUUAUAUGCUCAAUGCGGCUAGAUCAUAUCACCUUGUUUCCUACAACAUUAAUAUGCAAGCGUUGGAUGAAGGAUGCGAAGAGUUCAAUUAUUUCGUCAUAUGAUGCAGGGAAUAAUGAUAGUGAGAUGAGUAAUGUGGCACGUCUUAGUGUUUUGGCUUCAUCUUGUAAUAGACUUUGUGAAAUGGCAGCCAAAAAACAUGAAACUUUCAAUUUCAUCAGGGAAGAGAUUUUGAAGUUACUUGGAAAAAUAGAAAAGAAGAGUGUUAUUGGAUUGGAUAAUGAAACAUGUGAUCCUAAUGUUGUGAAGACUAAAGGAGCCCCACAGAAAAAGAAGUUGACCAAGAAAAGGAAAUGCUCAAAUUGCCAUAAAUGUGGGCAUAUAAAAUCUAAAUGUCCUUUGCUUGAUUGUAUAGAAGAUAAUUUGAUUAGUAUUGACGAAUGGUUUGAUUCAGGGGAUGAUGGGGUGCAAGACAAUGUGCAAGAAGACAUUCGUCGUAAUGAGUUUGACAUGAAUGAUAGUACAGAUGCAGAACAAAGUUCCCAAAAUUAUAUACGUAGAAGACAAAUUAGAGUUGGGGGAGGUGAUAAGGGUCAGCAACAAAGAUCCUGAAAAAUGGAGAUGGGAAUUGGCGUUGGGAAGUGGCUGGUAAAGUGUGCAAUGGAUGAAAAGUAAAAAAAAUUAAGAACUAUGUUAGGGUUAUUCUUUUUAGAGUAAGUUUUAUUUGUUUGUGUUGGGGAAAAAUAUCAUGAAUACAAAAAAAAAAUUAAAUGACAUUUGUGAUUGAAGGAAAAGGCAAGUGGGAAUAUUGGUACAACUUCUAUGGAUGAUUUUAAUGAAGUUGGAGUAACGGCAACUGGUCUUCCUUUCAGUUCUAGUCAUGUAGGUGGUAGGCAUGAUUUGGUUUUACGUGUGAUACAUAGGGAUUGUGGUCCUAGUGAUAUGGGUGAAGGUCCCCAGUUAGAUUUGAAAAUAUGUUGUACUGAAAUUAUGUGUGUGGAAGAUUGUUUAGUUGUAUGAAAUUAACAUUAUUUUAGUAAAUAUUAUGAAAUAUUUUAUUGGAAA
Messenger RNA from Cajanus cajan (pigeon pea), 2695 nucleotides. NCBI's taxonomy places the organism in Eukaryota, Viridiplantae, Streptophyta, Magnoliopsida, Fabales, Fabaceae. The record is from RefSeq and is a predicted model, not a curated record.